Messenger RNA from Gracilinanus agilis (Agile Gracile Mouse Opossum), 3210 nucleotides. It is a transcript of the gene FIZ1, whose product is annotated as FLT3 interacting zinc finger 1. Gene Ontology annotation, biological process: regulation of transcription by RNA polymerase II. The record is from RefSeq and is a predicted model, not a curated record. Lineage: Eukaryota; Metazoa; Chordata; Mammalia; Didelphimorphia; Didelphidae. Gene Ontology annotation, molecular function: DNA-binding transcription factor activity; RNA polymerase II cis-regulatory region sequence-specific DNA binding. The transcript has 2 exons. The coding region runs from base 408 to 2279 and encodes 623 amino acids.
UUGGAGAGGAGGCUCACAGGUGAGUGGGAGUGUCUUAGAGAAGGGGUGGGUCCUUAGAGGGGCGGAGCUUAGAGUAGGAGCUCCUAGAGGACAGUUAGGUGAACCUUAGAGGAGAGAAGAGGUCCAUAGAAGGGGGUGUGGCUUGGAAAAGAGGGCUCACCUGACAGUGGGAGGAUCUUAGAGGAGAGGGUUUGGCUCUUGAAGGAGGGGUGGAGCUUAAACCGGAGAGGCGGGUUUGGUAGUGGGGGCUUCCUGAGGCGAGUAGGAGGGCCUUCAGAAGGGGUGUGGUCGUGCGGGGCGGGGCCUGGAAUCCCUGUGGCGCCCAGGACCCCCUGCCUGGAAGCAAUCCCUGUGGGCCUUUCCUUCCCCAGAGAUGCCCAGGGCAGGGCACGUGCCGACCCCCAGCCAUGGAGGACAGCGGAGUGGACGGUCCCCUCCCGGCAGCUGCGGCCGGCCAGGCCCCUGCCCCGGCCCCGCCAGUGGCCCCCCGGGUCCCCUUCCAUUGCAGCGAGUGUGGGAAGAGCUUCCGCUACCGCUCGGACCUGCGCCGCCACUUCGCCCGGCACACCGCCCUCAAGCCGCACGCAUGUCCCCGCUGUGGCAAAGGCUUCAAGCACAGCUUCAACCUGGCCAACCACCUGCGCUCCCACACCGGGGAGCGGCCCUACCGUUGCUCCGCCUGCCCCAAGGGCUUCCGCGACUCCACAGGCCUCCUCCACCACCAGGUGGUCCACACUGGGGAAAAGCCGUAUUGCUGCCUGAUUUGUGAGCUCCGCUUCUCCUCUCGCUCCAGCCUGGGCCGCCACCUGAAACGGCAGCACCGGGGAAUGUCUCCGCCGACACCUGCCGGCUUGGGCCCGUCCGGCUUGGUCCCGGGCCUCCUCCCCACCCUAGGGCCCCCCGGGAGCCUCUCGGUGGCUGGCCCAGCCUGUAGUGCAUGCUCUGAUGAGGGCCCCUGUGUGGCCUGUGGGGGUGGCCCGGAGCCCCCUGGGCCUGGGCCUGGGUCCUGGGUGGGCGGCUGGGGCACGGGUGGGUCGGGCCCCUUCGUCUGCGGGGCCUGUGGUCGAUGCUUCCUGGCAGGGGCGGAGCUGGCUGCCCACUGGGCGGCACACACAGAUGUGAAACCCUUUAAGUGCCCUCGAUGUGAGCGCGACUUUAAUGCCCCGGCCCUGUUGGAGCGCCACAAGCUCACUCAUGAUCUCCAAGGUUCCUGGCCUGGGCCCGAGGGCAGGGAGGGUGGGGUGGAGACCCCCGAGGAGCCCCAGGAGCUCCCUGCUGAGGAGCCCCAAGAAUUCCCCUCCGAGGAGCUCCAGGAAUUCCCCUCAGAGGAGCCCCAGGAGUUCUCCUCAGAGGGUCCUCAGGAGUUUCCCUCCGAGGAAUCACAGGAGUUCCUUUCUGAGGAGCCCCAGGAGUUUCCCUCGGAGGAUCUCCAGGAGUUCCCCGAAGAGGGACCCCAGGAAUUCCCCGAAGAGGAUCUCCAGGAGUUCCCUGAAGAGGGACCCCAGGAGUUUCCCUCUGAGGGGCCCCAGGAGUUUCCUGAAGAGGAUCUCAAUGAGUUUCCCCCUGAAGGGUCCCAGGAGUUCCUCUCUGAGGGGCCCCAGGAGUUCCCUCUGGCAGGAUCCCCAGAGGUGUCUCAGGAGGCACCUGUGGGGGUACCUGGAGAGGGAUGCCAGGAGUUACCUGUGCAGGUUCCUGUGGAGGAGUCCCCAGACGGGCCCCCUGAUCCAGACCUGGAGGCCCCGUUCCCUGUGGCCGCCGAGCUGGGCGAGGCCUCUGAGGAGACCCUGUACCAGUGCGACUGCGGGACCUUCUUUGCCUCAGCGGCAGCCCUGGCCACCCACCUGGAUGCCCACUCGGGGCCGGCUUCCUGCGUGUGUGGGGUGUGCGGGGCGGUCUAUGGGGCGGUGGCAGCCCUGGAGGAGCACCACCGAGGGAGCCACGGGGCCGGGCCCUCUCCAGGGGGGCCUCCAGCUGGGUCUGGCCGUACCCCAGCGGCACUGGCAGCGGCGGCUGCCGGGAAGAAGGUUUUCAGCUGUUCUGAGUGCGAGAAGCUCUUCCGUUCCCCAAGGGACCUGGAGAGGCAUGUGCUGGUCCACACCGGGGAGAAGCCCUUCCCGUGCCUGGAGUGCGGCAAGUUCUUCCGGCACGAGUGCUACCUCAAGCGGCACCGGCUGCUGCAUGGGCCUGAGCGGCCCUUCCCCUGCCAUGUAUGUGGCAAGGGCUUUAUCACACUUAGCAACCUCUCCCGUCACCUGAAGCUCCAUCGAGGGAUGGACUGAGCAGCCCCUGUCCUGGAGAGCCUCCUGGCCUGAGAGGGACCAAGGGAACCUUGGAAUGGAGGGGGGAGGGGGGCGGGAAGGGCUCCUGGUCUGGAGGGACCCCUGAGACCCCCGAGCAUGAGGGCGGAGCCCCAGCACUGAAGGAGACCUGGGCAUGGGGCCAGGGGGAGGGAACCGAGACCCAGGCUAGCCUUGGGGCCCUGCCUAGGGUCAGGGAAGGCCUCGAGGCCCCUGGCCCUGGGCAGAGCCUCCUGCCCAGAGAGAGCCACAUCCAGCUGGCUCCCCAACCUUGCCUUCUUCACUCUCCAGGAACCCUCUGUAGGCAUUAAGGGCCCUCCAACCCCACCCACCCCACCCCAGAAGGCGGGAGGAUGGGACAGGGACCCCAGGGAAGGGGCCGAGCUUGCCGCCCCUGCCUGCCUGCCCCAUCCGCCCUCAGCUGGCGCAGGCUGUGCUGUUUGACACCCCCUCAUGCAAGGUGGAAUAGACUGACCCUGCUGCACCCCCUCUUACCCCAAGGUGGACUGCUCUGAAUGAACAGAACCAACCCGGAUAAGGUCCCCCCACCCCCCACCUCCCAUGGACCAGUCUAGAGUCUGUCUCCCCACCCUGUUAGAACGAAUUAACCGAGUUUGUCCUUUAUGUAGAAUGUGGACUGGUUCACGACUCCACUGCUUCCCCCUCCCCGAGCCUCUCCCUCCCAUCCUUCCCACAAGGAAUGGGCUUCCUCUUAGCCUGGGAACACCCCCUGCCUCCUCUGUGGGUUUUGGGUCUCUGUCUCUCCCGUUUGUGUCUGUCUCUGUGUCUCCCCCCAGGCCGGUCCCAGAGGACGGGGGUCACUCAUCUGGAGGUCCUCGUGUGGGAGCACCUGCUUGCCUCCUCUCUCCUUCCCCACGCCCUCAGGACCCUUAAUAAACUGGCCUGGCACUCA